AGGAGCCUAGAAAUGGAGUUUGAGGCUGCCUACCCACAGGCAUGGGUGGUGUAGCCAGGAGAAGCCUUUCCUCGCCCUCCACCCCGCCUCUUCCUCCUCUAGGAGGAGUCUAGUGACUGUCCUGGAUUGGAGGCGUUUGCAAAAUUGAUCCCGCUCCACUCCUCCUUGUUGGCCUCGGGCCUUUCCGUAGCUGCUGCUUGGGACCUCGAGAAUUUGGGAGGAAACUUUCAAAAAUGCAGACUUUGAUGAAAUAGAGACCCCCUUUCCGGCACCUACCACCGCGGAUGAAGUUCCCGGUGCAGCCACACAGGGAACUUUUAUCCCUCCGGUUUCCUCCUUGGCCUCUGUCGAAGAGUAACCCUGGCUUCUCCCAACCAAUUUAUCCUUCGGGGCGGGGAUUAAGCAGAUGAUUCCGCCGGCCCUGUUCCUGGGACUCCCACCCACGCGCUGCGUUUUGCUGUGAAAUGCAAGCGGGCGGCCUGCAGACACUGGGAUGGUCAGGACUAUGGGGGACAGAGCGGAAGCCAGGGACAGGCAGGGAACAUCUGGGACCGCUGGAGACGAGCUGCCUGCUCCCCGCACCUAUGCGCGCCGCUGGGUCUUCCUGCUGGUGGUCAGCCUCCUGAGCUGCUCCAACGCGAUGUUAUGGCUCAGUUUUGCACCUGUAGCAGACACCAUCGCACAGCUCUACUUCCUGUCCAUGGAACAGGUCAACUGGCUGUCACUGGUCUACCUUGUGGUAUCCAUCCCAUUUGGCAUGGCAGCCAUCUGGGUUCUGGACUCUGUUGGGCUCCGUGGAGCAUCUUUUGACUGUCCAUUCCUGCAGACUGUCCUGGGUGCGUGGUUGAAUUUUGCUGGGAGUUUGCUACGUGCUGUGCCCUGCUUGGAUGUCAGGAUCCCCAAUCCCUUUGCCUUCUUCAUGAGUGGCCAGAGCCUCUGUGCCCUGGCCCAGACCCUGGUCAUCUCUUCUCCAGCCAAGCUGGCUGCCUUAUGGUUUCCAGAGCACCAGCGAGCUACAGCUAACAUGAUUGGCACCAUGUCAAAUCCUCUGGGCAUCCUUGUGGCAAAUGUGCUGUCUCCUGCCCUGGUCAAGAAGGCCGAGGACAUCCCCAUGAUGCUUGGCAUCUACAUUGCCCCUGCUGCCCUUGCCUGUCUCUUGGCCACUACCUGUGUCUGGGAGAGUGUGCCUCCCAGCCCGCCAUCUGCAGGGGCUGCCGGCUCUACUUCAGAGAGUUUCCUCCACGGCCUCAAACUGCUCAUACAGAAUAAGGCCUAUGUUAUCCUGGCCGUAUGCUUUGGUGGUGGCAUUGGUGUCUUCUCCAGCUUCUCAGCCCUGCUGGAACAGAUCCUUUGUGCCAGUGGCUACUCCAAUGAGUUCUCAGGCCUCUGUGGGGCCCUCUUCAUCGUGUUUGGGAUUCUGGGGGCACUGCUUCUGGGCCUGUAUGUGGAUCGGACCAAGCACUUCACUGAGGCUACCAAGAUAGGCCUCUGUCUGACUUCCUUGACUUUCGUGGCCUUUGCUCUGGUGUCCCAGCUGCGGGGACAGACCUUGGCGUUGGCCGCCAUCUGCUCCCUCCUCGGGCUCUUUGGCUUCUCAGUGGCACCUGUGGUCAUGGAGCUGGCAGUUGAAUGCUCGUUUCCUGUGGGUGAAGGUGCCUCUUCUGGCUUGAUUUUUGUCCUGGGGCAGGCCGAAGGUGUGCUCAUCAUGCUGCUACUGACGGCACUGACUGUGCGGCGAACAGGUCCAUCCUUUUCAACCUGCCAGCAGGGUGAGGAGCCGCUAGACUGGACAGAGUCCCUGCUGCUGCUGGCCGGCCUAUGUACUCUUUUCACCUGUGUCUUGGUGCUCUUCUUCAACACUCCAUAUCGGCGCCUGGAGGCUGAGUCUGGAGGACCCUCUUCACCCAGAACAUGUGUCAAGGAGCCAAGGAUAAUAAGCCCUACCCAAGUGCCACCCCUUGAGACUCCUGGCUUGACACCUCUAGCUGGGGCCUUGCAGGAGGCUCCUGGCCCUGCUUCUCUCCACAAAAGACACUCAGGAUGGCCAGAGACAUCUAGCAGAAGCUUCUAGCAGAAGCUUGCCAGGGUCUCUUUGACUGUGCCAGCCACGCUAAGAGCUCUGACAGGGACACAGAGUCCUUAGCAUACCUAGAGCAUGACGGGAUGGCCUUUUUGUCCUCAGCUAGGCAGUGAUUAAUUGAAAAUACUGGUCAGUUAGGGUGGACCCUGGCCAAGCCAGAUUUGUAGUGGCUGCUGCAGGGAGGUCCUGUUUAGGGGCAGAGGGGGCGAGUGGGAGAUUCCUGGCAGGAGACUGAGGGAGUUCUGAGGGCUGUGGCAUGGCCAGUCUGAGAUAGACAGGUGUAGGAAGAUUUUUGUCUCAACUCUGUGACCAGACACUUAACCUGAUUCUAGGAUGGCACAGAAGGUGGUAAGCUUAUCUGAGCAGAGUGGGGAGCAGAAGGAUCUUAGGUUGACAUACCCCCUCCAGUGAACACUCCGCAGGCAGGUUCGUGUGUUCAACUUUAUUGAGCUGGUUGCAGAUUGCAGCCUGAAGAAUAGAGAAACUGCCUCCUCUGUGUGACAGAGUCUACAGCUCAGACCCUUGUAGUCCCAGCUACAUCAAUGAAGGCAAACUCCAGCACCUGAGUGAACCCGCGAUGGGUAGGGUAUUGCCGGGGACGUCAAGUUGGUGGUGGUAGGAAGGGGGAGAAACCAGUCUGCUGGGCUCCAGACCCAGACACAGUAAAUUUCAGGCAAUGAACUCCA
This is a messenger RNA of Mesocricetus auratus (golden hamster), 2766 nucleotides long. RefSeq names its product solute carrier family 49 member 3 (gene Slc49a3). The transcript is spliced from 10 exons. Gene Ontology annotation, biological process: transmembrane transport. The record is from RefSeq and is a predicted model, not a curated record. Bases 494 to 2071 code for a protein of 525 amino acids. Gene Ontology annotation, cellular component: membrane. Gene Ontology annotation, molecular function: transmembrane transporter activity. Lineage: Eukaryota; Metazoa; Chordata; Mammalia; Rodentia; Cricetidae.